AUGAAAUUCCCCGGCUCUGUCCUGGUGUCCGUGUUCCUGUUCGUGGCCGAGACCGCGACCGCCCUGUACCUGAGCAGCACCUACAGCUCUGCGGGAGACCGCAUCUGGCUGUCGCUGACCCUGCUUUUCUCCCUGCUGCCCUGCGUGCUGGUGCAGUUCACGCUCAUCUUCAUCCACCGAGACCUGAAAAGGGACCGGCCGCUGGUGCUGCUGCUGCACUUGCUGCAGCUGGGACCCCUGAUCAGGUGUGUGGAAGUCUUUUGCAUAUAUUUUCAAGCUGGCAGAAUUGAAGAACCUUAUGUCAGUAUCACCAAGAAGAGGCAAAUCCCUAAAAAUGGACUCACAGAAGAAAUUGAGAAAGAAGUGGGCAGGGCAGAAGGCAAGCUGUGCACCCACAGGUCAGCGUUCAGCAGGGCAUCGGUCAUCCAGGCUUUUUUGGGCUCAGCUCCCCAGCUGACCCUGCAGCUAUACAUAAGCAUCUUGCAACGGGAAAUCACCAUAGGGAGAAGUGUCUUCAUGACCCUGUGCCUGCUGUCUAUCGUAUACGGGGCUUUACGUUGCAACAUCCUGGCCAUCAAGAUCAAGUACGAUGAAUACGAGGUCAGCGUGAAGCCUGCCGCCUAUCUCUGCAUCUUUCUCUGGCGGAGCUUUGAGAUCGCAACACGUGUCGUGGUCCUGGUCCUUUUCAGCUCAGUCCUCCAAAUCUGGAUCCUCCCGGUGGUACUCCUCAAUUUCUUUGGCUUUUUUUUUUACCCCUGGAUUCUCUUCUGGAGGAGUGGCUCCCCCUUUCCAGAGAAUAUCAAGGCCAUGAGCAGAAUGGGCACCACCAUCGUGCUCUGCUUCCUCACCUUCCUGUACGCAGGCAUCAACAUGUUUUGUUGGUCCGCCGUUCAGCUGAAGAUCAACAGCCCCGACUUGAUCAAUAAGUCCCAGAACUGGUACAGGCUGUCGGUCUAUUACAUGCUGAGGUUCAUUGAGAAUGCUUUCCUCCUCCUUUUGUGGUACAUCUAUAAGACAGACAUUUAUAUGUACGUGUGUGCUCCCUUGCUCAUUCUGAAGCUGCUGAUUGCAUAUUGCACAGCCAUCCUAUUUAUGCUAGUGUUUUACCAGUUUUUCCACCCUUGCAAAAAGCUCUUCUCCUUUAGUAUUACUCAAGGCCUGCUGUCAUGCUUCAGGUGUCUUUGCUUUCCUUGUAAAAGGCGGAGGCACAGCGACCCUGCAGAAAGGGCAGACUUGAAGUCACAGGAUGACUCUGAAAUCCCCAUCCAGCCGCAGAAAAGCGAGUCACAGAGCAGAAACUCACAGCUGAGUGUCCCUUCUGAUUCUUAA
This is a messenger RNA of Gracilinanus agilis (Agile Gracile Mouse Opossum), 1329 nucleotides long. RefSeq names its product X-linked Kx blood group (gene XK). The record is from RefSeq and is a predicted model, not a curated record. Lineage: Eukaryota; Metazoa; Chordata; Mammalia; Didelphimorphia; Didelphidae. Gene Ontology annotation, cellular component: membrane. The transcript has 3 exons. The coding region runs from base 1 to 1329 and encodes 442 amino acids.